Plectropomus leopardus (leopard coralgrouper) is the source of this 2540-nucleotide messenger RNA. It is a transcript of the gene klhl6, whose product is annotated as kelch-like family member 6. Gene Ontology annotation, molecular function: protein binding. The record is from RefSeq and is a predicted model, not a curated record. NCBI's taxonomy places the organism in Eukaryota, Metazoa, Chordata, Actinopteri, Perciformes, Serranidae.
ACAGGAAAAAACAAAUCCACAUCUCAAAGCGACGCAAGUGUUUCAAGCGUAAACCACAGGGGUCUUUUAACUGGUGCAGGUGCAACUUAAGUAGAUGCAAGCCAUUCUUCUGAGUUUCUGUAGAGCUUCUAAAAGAUGAGUGACUCACUGGAGAGGACUACAGACUGUCCUCUACCUCUUCUUAAAGAUGACUGCAGCCCAGACGAGGACAGAAACAACAGAAACAGCUUGACAGGCUCAAGUGAGUUGCGUUGGGAGGAUGGAGGUCUUCCUGUGGAGCUACAGAGAGGGAUGGAGACCCUACGAGUGAACAGAGAGCUAACCGAUGUGGUCCUGUGUGUUCAGGGACAUGACUUCCCUUGCCAUAGAGCCGUACUCGCUGCUGCCAGUCAGUACUUCAGGGCCAUGUUUUGCAGUGGUCUGAAGGAGAGUUACGAGAAGUGCGUGGAGAUAAAGGGGGUGGACAGUGGAACCAUGCAUUCUCUCCUGGAAUAUACCUACACCAGCCGAGCCCUCUUCACACACUCUAAUGUCCAGCGAAUACUCGAGGCUGCCAGUCAAUUUCAGUUCCUGCGUGUCGUGGAUGCAUGUGCCAGCUUCCUGAGCAAGUCUCUGCACCUUGAGAGUUGUGUUGGGAUCCUGAAUCUUGCUGAAAGCCAUGCCUUGCCGGCCUUGAAGACCGGGGCCCAGGACUACAUCGUUGCUCAGUUCUCCCAAGUAGUCCAGCAGCAGGACUUCCUGGAGCUUCCGACAGAGUCUCUGGAGGCUGUCCUGCAGAGGGACGACCUUGAUGUGAAGUGUGAGGAGAGUGUUUUUGAAGCACUCAUGCUCUGGGUGAGAGCCUGCCAGGAUGAACGCUCUCCUUCACUGGCCAGGUUGCUUUCACAUGUGCGACUGCCACUGUUGGAGCCUGCAUACUUUGUAGAAAAGGUGGAGUCAGAUGAAAUGAUUCGCUGUUGCAGUGAAGCUUUUCCUUUGCUGCAAGAGGCUCGCAUCUAUCAUCUCUCUGGCAGAGAGGUGGUCUCUGAACGAACCAAGCCCCGUGUGCACCACUUUCUGUCAGAGGUGUUCCUGAUCAUUGGAGGCUGCACUAAAGACGAACGCUUCAUUUCCACUGUCACCUGUUUGGACCCUCUCAGACGCAGCAGACUUGAGGUUGCCAGGAUGCCAAUCACAGAGAUGGAGGAUGAAUCCCAAAACAGGAAAUGGGUGGAGUUUGCGUGCAUCACCUUUCGAAAUGAGGUGUACAUAUCUGGAGGUAAAGAGACACAGCAUGAUGUCUGGAAAUAUAAUGGCGCCCUGGACAAGUGGAUCCAGAUUGAACCUCUGAUAACUGGGCGCUGGAGACACAAGAUGGCAGUUCAUGGUGGCAAUGUGUACGCACUGGGAGGAUUUGAUGGAGCUCAGAGACUUGAUAGUGUAGAGGCCUACGAUCCCUUUCACAAUCGCUGGUCACAGGUGACCCCGCUUGCAGAAGGUGUGAGCUCCUUCGCUGCUGCAAGCUUUGACAGAUGGAUCUAUGUGAUCGGUGGCGGGCCCAAUGGAAAGUUGGCAACUGAUAAGGUUCAGUGCUGGGAACCUGGGACAGACUGCUGGGAACUGCGAGCGCCCAUUCCCAUUGAAACCAAAUGCACUAAUGCUGUCACAUUCAAGAACUGCAUCUAUAUAGUCGGUGGUGCAAUGCAUGCCAUGUACUGCUACUCACCUUUGUCAGACUCCUGGUCCCUCGUGACCCGUCUAGGGGAGAGGGCGAGCUGCGCCAUUGCUGCCUGCAACAACAAACUCUUCAUCACUGGAGGAAGGGAUAAUAAAAACCAAGUCAUCUCCACGGUGAUGUGCUGGGAUGUCAGCCGAGGGGUGUUGACAGAGGAGUGUGUUCUACCUAUGGGAGUGUCACAUCACGGCAGUGUAACGCUCAUGAAGUCCUACACACACAUACACAGAAUAACGCCUACUUCAGAGUGCCAGUGACGCAGGCUGCUGUGAACAGGACGUUAUUUUUGCUGAGAAAGGAAAUCAUAUAACUGAAGAUACCUUUUUCCCACUCACUAUAUUAAUUUGAUGUCAGUUUAUGUCAGCUUGAAAUGCUGGGAGUCACUAUAUUUAUUGUUUAACAGUAUAAUCUAACAUUACAGCAGCAAUUGUUCAAACUUGAUUGACUGAUAAAUAGCUUAAUGUGCAACAGUUAUAAUGGACUUGUAAGUGAAAGACUUUUAAUACUAAGAAAUACAGUGUUUUAUGGCUUUACAGUUAACACGGUGCAAAAAACAUGUUAAGCAAUGAAUGUUGCUGUCAGAAUGGAGCUAUAUUUGGAUGGAUCAAAUAGAUGCUUAUUAUCAACAGAAAUUAUGCACAUUAACAUGAGGUGUAGCUGUCAUUUAGGAAUCAUACUAACACCUGGUGUUUUUUCAUUCACAUAAGCAAACUCAUGUAAACACUGCAAUCUGGUGGUCACUAUAAAUGUUUGUAUUGCCCCGAGUUUUGUCUAAUUCUAAGUAAUUAACUCUUAAUUAAAUGAAUAAAUAUCUUAAUCAAAAUCA